AAGCAGCUAUGAAUGGUUGUAAAUCGCCUUGUUUCAUCGAUUCAUGUCUUUCAGAUACUUGGCAAUGUUUGGGCUUGGGCAGGGUAAAGUGAGAGAUCGAAUGGAGAAAUUCGUCGUUCUUCCUUUCUCCAUGGGCUGUGCUUCGCAAGCUAGUGUUGCUGUUGCUGAACCAAGGCCUAGAAGAUCAAAAGCAGACUUACAUUCCCCUUCAUUAAGAAUCCAGGAAGAAGAGGACGACGAUGAAAGCUUAUCUGGUGAGAGCAUGAAGAAUUCUUCAAGGUUUUUGGCACUUCCAAGAACUAACUUGUCCACUGGGGUUAACAGGCUAGUGAAAGGUUUCAAAAGUUUGUCGCAACUAUUCAUUUAUGAAGAUGAAAUGGCAGAGUUGGGGAUGAACAUGGAAAUCGGGUGUCCAACCGAUGUGAAGCACGUAACACACAUUGGGUGGGAUAACCUAGCUAAAACAGACCCACUUAUAGGGUGGGAUAACCUCAUCACAUCCGAGCUGCUGUCGUCUUCGUCGUCUCACAAUCACCCUGCAUCAUCUGCUGUUACCUUGAAGCAGUUUAAUAAUCUUGCAACUGCUCCUGAAAAAGACCGUCCAACCUUUGUUAGUAGUUUCAAUGCCUCCUCUUCAUUAGCUUAGUCUUGAAGAAUUAAUAUAAAUCUUUGCUUUUGAUCAUAUAUUAUAAAUAUAAUACUUUGUAUUAUAUAUAUUUCUUGCAAUCAAAGUUGGUUCUAUUUUGUGGGCAUAUAUUAUAUGAUAUGAUGUGGUUUGUAUUGUGCUA
This is a messenger RNA of Chenopodium quinoa (quinoa), 788 nucleotides long. Its product is annotated as CRIB domain-containing protein RIC4-like. The record is from RefSeq and is a predicted model, not a curated record. The coding region runs from base 44 to 646 and encodes 200 amino acids. The transcript is spliced from 4 exons. NCBI's taxonomy places the organism in Eukaryota, Viridiplantae, Streptophyta, Magnoliopsida, Caryophyllales, Amaranthaceae.